GGCAGGGGGUGUGUAGAAACAUAAGAGAGGUGAAAUUGAUGUGAGAGGUGCCACAUUCAGUGGCCAUCUUCAUCUUCCCCAUCAAACAAAGCCCCUCUUCUCAGUUUGAUAUUGGGCGAUUAAUCUGGCAAAAAUACAUAUCAAAUUUUCUCCUAAUAACAUAGUUGAUCUCAUUAUUUUCCCCACAAAUCAUGAAUGUUUUGCUCCAAAACAUUCAUGAUUUGUGACUUUCUGUACUAGAAACCAAAACAUUUGUCCCUUUCGUUGUAAAUCCAACAAUUCUGAAUCAAUUCAAUCCCCAAGAUUUGAUCAUUGUCUUGGAUAAAGUUGCAAUCUUGGCCAUUGGGUCGAUCUAAAUGGAAUGUCAUUGAUUGAUUGAUUGAUCUCCAAAAGUUCAAUUUAUUGAAGGGCUGCAUGAGACUAAGAAUGGGUGCUUGCUGUACCUGCCAGAGGGUGAAAAAGCCCGAUGGAAAUCGAGGUAAAAAUGCAGAAAACAGGGAGGAGAGGGAGGCUGAAGAAGAACAUGAUGGCAUCGUAGGAAGAGGAGAUUGCGGCGCUCGUAUCAGGGUGCAUGGAUCUACCAGAUUUGUUUCCAUGUAUUCUCAACAAGGCAAAAAGGGUGUCAAUCAAGAUGCCAUGACUGUUUGGGAGCACUUUGGGGGCGAAAAAAAUUCAUUCUUCUGUGGUGUGUUUGACGGCCACGGGCCCAACGGCCACAAAGUGGCGCAAUUCAUUCGCGAUGGGUUACCGUCGAAGCUUUCAGUGGCGUCAAAGGCUACCGGCGACAAGAGCCAUGAUGUUGAGAAGGACAUUCAUCAUCAUCCAAUGUUUCCCAAGUGGAAAUCCAAUUUCCUCCAAUCCUUCAAGGAAAUGGAUGAGAGACUUGAAGGUGAGGAAAUGAUUGACAGCUUCAGCAGUGGCACAACAUCUGUUACUCUAAUCAAGCAGGGUGAACAUUUGAUAAUUGGUAAUCUGGGAGAUUCUCGCGCCAUAAUGUGCACCAGAGACGAUACGGAUCAACUUGUUCCAGAACAACUCACCGUCGACUUAAAGCCUAAUCUUCCGAGUGAAUCUGAACGUAUUAAGAGCUGUAAAGGAAGAGUAAUGGCGACUGCAGAAGAACCAAACGUGUAUAGAGUGUGGAUGCCUGAUCAAGAUUGUCCUGGCCUCGCCAUGGCUAGGGCUUUCGGAGACUUCUGCUUAAAGGACUACGGCAUCAUCUCCGUCCCUGAGAUUUACUACAGAAAGAUUUCCGAGAGAGAUGAAUUUGUUGUUCUAGCUUCCGAUGGUAUAUGGGAUGUACUGAGCAACUAUGAGGUGAUCAAAACUGUGGCGACGGCGAGGAAGAGAUCCAUGGCGGCGCGUCUGGUGGUGGAGCGGGCGGUCCGGACAUGGAAACAGAAGUACCCGCGUUCCAAGACCGACGAUUGUGCAGUGGUGUGCCUCUUCUUCAAACGCCAGAAACCAAUGAUACUGAAAACCGUGUCCCAGGCUCGGCUUAACAUGAGCUUCCCGGAGACCAGCGGCAACGAGGAGAACUCCGCCAUCGUUGAGACCGACGACGGGCUUGACACGCUCCUCAAUUACAAGGGCAAUGAGGACGGAGAGGACGGAGGAGAGCAACCGGAUUCCGCGGGACGCCACCGUCGCAGACCUAGGUAUCAUCCAAUACCGAGCUGAUCUGAGCUAAAAUUUUGAGUAUGUAGAGGCUAUGAAUUUAUUGUCUACAUUAUUUUUGUUCAAAGAGAUGUAAAUGACUUGAGCAAACUAAAGAAAUUGAAAUGUAGAUGCAUAAUCAAGAAUGUCGCGCAAGUUUUCCACAACUGAAUUCAAAGAUUUUUAUUCAUUUAAUUAA
This is a messenger RNA of Ipomoea triloba (trilobed morning glory), 1855 nucleotides long. RefSeq names its product probable protein phosphatase 2C 65. Lineage: Eukaryota; Viridiplantae; Streptophyta; Magnoliopsida; Solanales; Convolvulaceae. The record is from RefSeq and is a predicted model, not a curated record. The transcript is spliced from 5 exons. Gene Ontology annotation, biological process: protein dephosphorylation. Bases 415 to 1680 code for a protein of 421 amino acids. Gene Ontology annotation, molecular function: protein serine/threonine phosphatase activity.